Molecule: messenger RNA, 909 nt
Organism: Guillardia theta CCMP2712
Lineage: Eukaryota; Cryptophyceae; Pyrenomonadales; Geminigeraceae
Exons: 12
Coding region: 1-909 (302 amino acids)
Cellular component (GO): cytoplasm
Molecular function (GO): GTPase activity
Source: RefSeq, a predicted model, not a curated record
AUGUUCGGCCAGGUGAUAGUUGGAGCGCCUGGUAGCGGCAAGACGACGUUCAGCAGAGGCGUGAAGGACUUUCUCAACUCCAUCGAGAGACCGACGGUGAUCGUGAAUCUCGAUCCCGGCAACGAUGUUCUCCCUUACGAGGCAGCUGUCAACAUCAUGGACCUCAUCAGCCUCGACGAGGUUAUGGACGAGCUCCAGCUAGGACCCAACGGAGGGCUUAUCUACUGUGUGGAGUACAUGGAGAAGAACCUUGACUGGCUCAAGGAGCAGCUCGAGCAGCACUGCAAGGCAGACCAGUACGUCUUGUUCGACUGCCCGGGUCAAGUGGAGAUCUAUACCCACCACACUUCCAUGAGAAACAUUCUAGCAGCGUUCAACGACUGGGGAUGGCAGCUCUGUGUGGUUCAUCUCGUGGACGCCCACCACUGCUCGGACGCCUCCAAAUUCGUCGCUGCUUCGCUGAUGUCUCUUGCCUCCAUGACGAUGCUCGAGCUACCUCACGUCAACAUCCUGUCAAAGAUCGAUCUAGUCCAGCGACUCGGAAGACUCGACUUCAACCUCGAUUACUACACGUCUGGCUACGAGCUUGCGCGCCUCCCUGAACUUCUGGUGCCGGUCAGUUCUGAGCCGAGAGGUCUUAACGCGGUAGUGAGGCCACACGCUCUCUGCCGUCUCACCAGUUCUUGCAGGAGGUUUGAAACUGCCAUCGCCAAUGUCGUAGACGAUUUCUCUCUCGUCAACUUCAUCCCAACCUCCAUCAAUGACAAAGACACAAUCGCGUACGCGUGCCGCGUAAUCGACAAGGCGAAUGGCUACCUCUACUUAAUCUUCAUGCUUGCGACAUCGCGUGAAGCAGCCUUCACCUUGGCCUCAGAGAGCGAGUCAACAGAUCGGCAUCUGACACCUUAG